This is a messenger RNA of Paraglomus occultum, 954 nucleotides long. The record is from the annotation of a GenBank genome assembly. Lineage: Eukaryota; Fungi; Glomeromycota; Glomeromycetes; Paraglomerales; Paraglomeraceae.
AUGCAAUCAGAACCAAAGCAGAUUCCGAUUACAGUUUUCACCGGUUUCCUCGGAGCAGGAAAAACCACUAUAAUCCUGUCCUUAAUACCACACCUUCCCAAAGAUUAUAAUCUAUGUCUGUUGAAAAACGAGUUUGGGGACAUUGCAGUCGAUAGUGAAUUGGCACGGGAGAGCAAUGUAUCGGUACAGGAAAUGCUAAAUGGAUGUCUAUGUUGUGUGUUGGUGGGUCAGAUGAAAAAUGCUCUGACUGAACUCAAAGCUCCAAUUGCCUGGCAAAUACGUGAAAUGAACUCGAUGGGCUUUGUAUUAGACAGCAUUGUUACCGUGAUUGACUGUGUCAAUUUCUCUGGAUAUGAAGACACAAGCUAUACUGCCAAGAUGCAAGCACAAUAUACGGACGUCAUACUACUCAAUAAAUGGGAAAUGAUCAACGAGUACCAGUUGGAUGUAGUAAUUGAUCACAUUAAUGAAUUAAACACAGACACACCAAAAAUAAAAUGCUCCAAGGAUAGUGGAGUAUCUCCAGAUAUCAUUUUCGGCAUUGAUACAACCCUUUUCUCUCUUUCUUCCAAAAGCAUUUCAAUAGACACUGACCUUUCCCAUCAUCGUAAUGAAGUUGAUCUAAUUCAAAUAGUUAUUCCUUCAAACAUUACAUCAUAUAAUAUUCAAUCUAAGUACACGUUUGAAAAUUUUCUAGCCUCUCUUCCCAAAGAUGAGGUCUAUAGAGUUAAAGGACUAAUUAAAUUGAAAGAUGAAAGUGAUGUAGAGAAUGUAUGGAUAGUCAAUCACGCAUUCGGGAGAUAUAGUAUGGUAAAGAUCAAUGAGAAACAGAGGGAAGAGGGUAUCAUACUAAAAUUGAUAUUCAUGGGUGAGUUGAGGACGCAUUUGGAUAAAGUAAAAAGUGCACUUGAUGUUAAUGAUCAAUGUGUGAAAGUCCAUUAUGCACACAGAUGA